Messenger RNA from Porites evermanni, 882 nucleotides. Lineage: Eukaryota; Metazoa; Cnidaria; Anthozoa; Scleractinia; Poritidae. The record is from the annotation of a GenBank genome assembly.
GAUAAAGCUGUCGGCACCAACGAUGAACUCGCAAAAAGAUUCAGGAACCUUCGUGAUGAGACAAGAAACGACGCCAUGGUAUAUCUCAAAGGCAUUCUUCCAAUUUGUACCAAGUUUGUAUCUUGCUUAAGUGAAUACUUUGAGUAUUAUGAAGCACUGGAUUUUGAGGAAUGGUGUGACAUGAUUGCAGAGAUCCUUGAAGAGACCACUGGCUACAGACAACUUUGUGAAACACUACUGCAGAUGCAUGAGGACAUCAUGGUGCCUCUCAAGAAGAGGAGAGACAGCGCAACGAUCAUGAUCAAUGAGUUUAAAGAUCUUACAGAAAUAUACCAGAGGCAGAGUAAAGAUCUGGAGGAAAAAGCAAUUUACAAACGUGAAUGGGCACGUUACCUUUUCCAGUUUCCAGUAGUAAACCUUGUUGCAUGCCCCUUGUUCUACGUAAGUGCAAGUGUAGAUUUUGUAGAGUCCAUUGCUAAGAACAAGCAAGCUGAAAUUACAGAAGCUGCUUCAAUAAUAGUCGCUGAAGCACUAAUCCCUGCACUUGAAGAAUUCAUGACUGGUCUCAAAAAGGCAGCAGCAUUCUUCUCCGUAAUGGAACAAGAAUUGCGCAAGUCUGAAAGCAAAGCUGAAAAAGCCAAAAGCGAACCCAAAAAGCUUUACUACAAAGUGAUGAACAAACAAGCAAAAAGCAUGAAAUCUACCUGCCAAGUCUUUUAUGCAGUCCUCCCAGACGUUAGGACCGACUUUUUGGCUAUUCCCACUGAGGGAACAGACCAGAAUUAUGUCGACAAAUGGCUGGAGCAGCAGAAGAAAAUAAUCCAAGAGAAAUGCCUCGCUUCCACGCUUGCUCUAAAAUUACUGAAAGCCAUAACUGACUGA